AUGCCUUCAGAUAGCAAACCAAAUUCCAUACCCUCAGGAAAUAUGAAAACGAGUCCCUGGUUAGAUACUUCACCUCAUAUGCUAACACGCCAACCAAAACCAUCGAUUGGUAAUGGUCAGCAGCCGAACAAGACACCAUUGGUUCGACCAGAAUUCCAGCGAGACAGAUCACCUGUUCAUGCUAGGCCGUCAGACCCUGUUGUUCGCCAACCUGCUUUACGCGACCCUGCUUUACGCUACCCUGAUGCACGUGACACCGCUGGACGUGACCCCGCUGGGCGUGAUCCUGCUAUACGCUACCCUGAUGCACGUGACCCCGCUCGACGUGACCCUGCUAUACGCUACCCUGAUGCACGUAACACCGCUGGGCGUGACCCCGCUAUACGCUACCCUGAUGUGCAUGACCCCACUGGGCGUGACCCCGCUAUACGCUACCCUGAUGCACGUGACUCCGCUGGACGUGACCCCGCUAUACGCUACCCUGAUGCACGUGACUCCGCUGGACGUGACCCUACUGUACGCAGCCCGGGUGGACGUAACCCUGCUCUUGUGAGACCGAAUCGCUUUAAUCCAAUGGCGAGACCAGAACGUCCUAGUAGGCACAGAUCCCCACCAGCACAGCCUUCCGUCCCAAGUCCAACGCCAAUCAGAUCAUCGACACAGCCAAGAUGGAGGCAACAACCGGUAAGACAGUCGCCACCAAGAGGACCAAAGCCAGAACAGACAGCGCGUACAAAUAUUUCUCCAAAUAAUGUACGCGAACCUUCACCUGAGGGUUGGGUCGAUCCACCAGCAAUGGAUAAACAGGCGCCUAGGCAGCCAUCGCGAGAAACGAAUACAAAUUGGAACGCUUUGAAUGGUGGACAGAGGAAUGUACCGCGGCCCCAAUGGAAUCAAUUUCAGCAGCCAAGACAACAUAACCGUGUAGUUAAGAAACCGGAAAACAAUGUACAUCGCUCCGGACAACAGACUGGACCAGCAACUAUUCACAAGGUAGUCCGGCCUGCUCAACCGAACCGGAGAGUUGUCCCUGGGCCAUCAAACUUUAACAAUGUCGCCCGUCCUCAACAACAAGACUGGAGGGCUAAUUCAGGGUCACCAAAAGUAAACAAUGUAGGUUCGAAAGUUCCAACCCAGUUCCCCGCAGGUAAUUCCAAAGUAUUGUCAUCUGUUGUAGGCCAAGGUCGCCCGUUGAUGAGGCCCGACUCGACAUCAGGGCCAGCAGGUAAAAACACGGUUAAUUCGAACAGCCUCCCGAUAAAGAAACAAACACACCCUAUCCCAUUCAAAGAUAGACAACCUGUUUUCAAAGAUAUCAAUAGUGCGCUUUCAUCUCGGUCCGGCGACAACUCCGGAAAUCCGCCCGCAGAUUGGCACACCGAUACACAGCCUCAAGCUGUUGUAGAUCACGUGACAGAAAAGCCAGUGGUAGACGGUACCAAAGUCAGCAAAAAACCAAUGAUGCCCGACACUAGUCACGUGACUGUUGCGAUGAAGCUCGACGUGUCAGAUGCCAGUGUGCAAAGUCUCAAAACCAAUGACUGGGGGAACGACCUUCACCGAGGGGAUUUCGUCUACAAGCCCAAACCAACAAAAGUACCACGAGGACACAAGUCUAAGGGGAGCGUACAGAACAAGUGGGUAAAUAAUCCAGACACUACUCGUGUUAACCAGGAGAAGCCAAAACGAGGCCGCAUCGAAACGAGUACGUUUUCAGUCAUUAGGCCUAAUUCACAAACAGCCCAUACUGGUCCCGCAAUAAUCCGACCGACAAAGCAAAACAGCCACCCGUGGAGUAACAACAACACUAUUGAAGCAGCUGGGGAAGGUAGUAACAUGCAUAUGAAAAAUAUAAAAAAUCUUAUUGAUCAGCAACGUCCGUCGUCAGUGAUCAAACAUUUCAUUGAAAUGACGACAGAGAAUGGGCUAGAUGCCUCCGGUUCCCAGGGAAUAAAGGUCUCAUUACAAACAUUGAUCAGACGUUGUCUUCAGAUAACCCCCGGGUUAUCAAUCUUCUCCGUGAUAUUGAAAGGGCAAAUCAGCAACCGGUCCAAGGUCAACAGGAAAAUGGUGUUCCGAGAAAUGACGUCAUAG
Molecule: messenger RNA, 2094 nt
Organism: Pecten maximus
Lineage: Eukaryota; Metazoa; Mollusca; Bivalvia; Pectinida; Pectinidae
Product: pollen-specific leucine-rich repeat extensin-like protein 2
Exons: 1
Coding region: 1-2094 (697 amino acids)
Source: RefSeq, a predicted model, not a curated record